GUCACUUUCUAUAGGCACCACUUCAUAUACUCUGUACAAUACGCAGUACGAGUCACGGAGGAGGUAGCCUGUUAUACCUGACUCCGAGAUCACUGUCCAUUUGCCCUUCUUUACGCUUGGCAUUGAAUUGUCACCCCUGCACCCCUCCCCAGGUUCGUCCGACUGUGAAUGUCCCCAAGUACGGACAUGUAUGAGUCGACCACUGUAGUCUCAUGAACCAUUUGAGACGUGCCUUCUGCACCAUCACCGCCGCCGCCGCAGUCGCCGCAUCCUCCAAGUGUCAUCCUCGAGCUCUCAGAAUGUCGCAGCCGCCUUGGAUCCAGCCCAGCGGCUCGACUCACCAACCUCAAUUGAAAAUCUACAACUCCCUGACCCGAUCCAAAGUCCCCUUUGUCCCUCUUCAGCCUGAGCGCAUCACCUGGUACGCCUGCGGUCCGACCGUGUACGACGACUCCCACCUGGGCCACGCCCGCAACUAUGUCACGACCGACAUCAUCAGACGGAUCCUGCGGGACUAUUUCCACUUCCAGGUGCGGUUCGUCAUGAACAUCACCGACGUCGACGACAAGAUCAUACUGAGGGGGAGGCAAAAGCAUCUGUACGACGAAUACAAGAAGAACCACAGGUAUGACGAAACCUCGUCGACGGCUGAGGGGACUGGCUCUGAUCAAGAGACUAGAUACAUCGACGACAAAGUCCGGCAGGACGUCCGACAAGCGUGGCAUUACUACGUGCAAAAGAACCUGAAACGGAUCGGUCCCAAAACCCUCCUCACGCCCGAGACCUUUGACGGCGUCGUCGAACACUUUUAUGGAGACAUACUCGCAGGUGGCAGUCUGGAACCUGGCACGAAACCGGGGGACAAGGAGGCAAAGGUCAAGAUGCACAUCAACACCGCCCGAUCCACCGCCAAAGCCUUGCUGUCGGACCCGAAGAUGCUGACGCCACACGAGUUCUACUCUCGAGUCAACGACCCGAUGUGCCUGGUCCUGGAUGAUCAAUUUGGGAAGAGCAUCCGAGGAGAUGAUUACGCUGUAUUCACAAAGUUGACAAAGGAAUACGAGAACCGAUUUUUCCAGGACAUGCAUGACCUGAACGUCAUGGACCCCGACGACUUGGUGCGAGUGACGGAGCAUGGCAAGGAAAUCGCCGACUUUGUCAAGAAGAUUGCGGACAACAAGAUGGCAUAUCGAACGACGGAUGGCUCAGUUUAUUUUGACAUCAAAGCUUUCGAGUCUGCAGGAUAUCCGUAUGCGAGAUUGGAGCCUUGGAACAGGAACGACAAAGAGUUACAAGCCGACGGCGAAGGUGCCCUGUCACAGAAGGAGGGUGACUCGAAACGCUCCGAAGCGGAUUUUGCUCUUUGGAAGGCGUCCAAACCUGGAGAACCAAGCUGGGAAAGCGAAUGGGGUCCUGGUCGACCCGGAUGGCAUAUUGAAUGCUCAGCAAUGGCUUCUGGGAAAUUGGGCCAGCAAAUGGACAUUCAUUCUGGUGGUAUUGACCUGGCGUUUCCUCAUCACGACAAUGAACUCGCCCAGAGUGAAGCAUUCUGGUCUGAUGGAAAUCAUCGUCAAUGGGUCAACUAUUUUCUUCACAUGGGCCACCUGUCGAUACAGGGCUCCAAAAUGUCCAAGUCGCUCAAGAACUUCACAACCAUUCGAGAAGCCCUUCACGUGCAGAAGGAAUGGACCUCGAGAAGUCUGCGAAUCAUCUUCUUGCUCGGAAACUGGAAAGACGGGAUAGAGAUCACAGAUGACAUGGUUGUCGAAGGUCGAAAUUGGGAAGACAGAGUCGACAACUUUUUCUUGAAUGCCAUUGAAAACGUGAAAAAUGCAAAGGCUAGCAAUGGCCAAAGAACCAUCAUGGCAAGUGCACUUCUUGACGCAGAAGAGAAGGUCCGCGCUGCACUACUCGACUCCUUCAACACCCCACUGGCGAUGAGCACACUGUCUGCUCUGAUCAAUGCCUACAACAGCGCCAAAAAGUCCGACCUGACGGCAGAUGACCACCGAAAUACAGGCCUUUUCGUCACGAGGAUGGUAAACAUUUUCGGUUUGAACGGCAACGAGCCUGCGAAUACAGACACCAUUGGAUGGAAAGGCAUUGAUGUUCCCGACCUGGCCAAGGAAUAUGUCUACCCGCUGGCGAAGAUGAGAGAUGAAUUACGACAGGCCGCGAUAGCCAAGGCCAUCACGGCAGAAAAGGUGCAGGAAAUCGUUUCAACAUCGCCGGGACUCGAAGAGCCGCCUCCUAGCGGGAGACCGCGGCCAUCGUACGCGCGGGCGUUGAGCGAGUUCAGUAGAAGCGCUCUUGAAGUGACAGGCCCGGCCGAAAGCAAAGAUUUGAACAAACAAAUCCUGGCCUUGUGUGAUCGUGUCCGAGACGUCGAUCUCUGGCAACUCGACAUUUACCUGGAAGAUCGCGAGAAUGCACCUUCACUGGUCCGUCCCGUCACCGAGGGAUUAAAGGCCGCCAGGCGCGAGCGGGAAGACAAGGCCCGAGCCAAAGAAGAAGCCAAGAAGAAACGCGAACAGGAGGCCCAGGAGAAGUUGCAAAAGGGGAAACUUGCGCCGUCGGAGAUGUUCAAGCCACCACAUUCGGAAGAGUAUUCGGCUUGGGAUCCGGAUGGCGUGCCGACGGCGGCCAAGGAUGGAAGUGCUCUAUCUGCCAACCGUGUCAAAAAGUUGAAGAAGGAAUGGGACGCUCAGAGAAAGGCACAUGAAAAGUAUUUGGCCGUCACGCAGCAGCAGCAAAACGGGUCGACGGGGGCCGCCGGUCAGCAGCAACAACAGUCUUAGUUGGCUUUGAUUUGUUCUGCCCUACUCUGCUGCUGGGAGUUUAUUACUCCCGAGGAACUAUAUUAUGUGUAUUAAGACAGAUACCCAAUAACUUGAAAAAAAAGGUUCCCCAUGGUUCGCCCCCCUUAACGAAAAGAAAAGGCAAAAAAGGGUUCUCUCAUUUGUGGCUUUUUGAUCACAUGAAUCACUCAUAUCAUCC
Molecule: messenger RNA, 2997 nt
Organism: Exophiala oligosperma
Lineage: Eukaryota; Fungi; Ascomycota; Eurotiomycetes; Chaetothyriales; Herpotrichiellaceae
Product: cysteine-tRNA ligase
Exons: 1
Coding region: 213-2798 (861 amino acids)
Biological process (GO): cysteinyl-tRNA aminoacylation
Cellular component (GO): cytoplasm
Molecular function (GO): cysteine-tRNA ligase activity; ATP binding
Source: RefSeq, a predicted model, not a curated record